CUCUCUCUCUCUCCACGCCCUCAGGCUCGCGCCCCUCUCUGCAAGACAGUGAAAAAAGAGAAAGGCGUAGCGGGUUGUGACUCCCGUUUAACAUUUUCAGUCGGUCCGUCCGUUCUCGCUCCACCUCUCUCUCUCUCUCUCUCUCUCUCUCUCAGCGGCGGCUCUCUGUACGCCACUCUCUCAGGCGGAGUAGGAGCGUGCAGCCCAAACCGAGCGAACCUCUCUUGGCUCUUCUUUUCUUUCUCUAUUUUAACCACCACACUGACUCCUCCGAUCAUGUCCGGCGAGGACGCGCCCAGCCAGCAGCAGAACGCCGACGAGCAGAAGCAGCAGCAGCAGCCGCAGGAGAACACGAAGCCCGCCGAGUCACCCAAGACGGAGAACAAACCGGAGCCUCCGCCCGCCGAGGCCGCCACCGCCGCCGCCGCCGCAGCCCCGGCGGAGAAACCCGCCGAGGAGGAUGCGUUCAGCUACCGCGCCCUGGUGCUCACCGGCUACGGCGGCUACGACAAGGUGAAGCUGCAGGUGAAGAAAGGGAAGCCCGCGCUUAAGGCUGGCGAAGUGAUGGUGCGCGUGCGAGCGUGCGGGCUCAACUUCGCCGACCUCAUGGCCAGACAGGGGCUCUACGACCGGCUCCCGUCACCGCCCGUCACACCGGGCAUGGAGUGCUCCGGCAUCAUCGAGGCGGUGGGCGAGGAGGUGACGGACAGAAAAGUAGGUGAUAAGGUGAUGGUUUUGAACCGCAGUGGGCUGUGGCAGGAAGUAGUUGUGGUGGCAGCCACACACACUUUCCUCAUGCCGGAAGGGAUGAGCUUUGAGGAGGCGGCGGCUCUGCCGGUCAACUAUAUCACCGCCUACAUGAUGCUAUUCGACUUCGGACACCUGCGCCCGAACCAGAGCGUCCUCAUCCACAUGGCUGCAGGAGGGGUAGGCAUAGCUGCCACUCAGCUGUGUAAGACAGUGAAAGACGUCACUGUGUUUGGCACUGCCUCCGCAGCUAAGCAUGAGGUCAUCAGCGAGGGCGGAGUCACCCACCCCAUCGACUACCGUACACGGGAUUAUGUGGAGGAGGUCCGCAAGAUCAGCCCCAAAGGCUUGGACAUAGUUCUGGAUCCCCUGGGUGGUUCUGACACCCACAAGGGCUACAACCUGUUGAAGCCGAUGGGAAAACUCAUCAGCUACGGUGCGGCCAACAUGUUGUCGGGCCAGAAGAAGAACCUGUUUGCGGUGGCGAAGACCUGGUACCAGCAGUUCUCCGUGCACACACUCAGUCUGAUCCAGGGCAACCGUUCCGUGUGCGGCUUCCACCUGGGCUACCUGGACACGGAGACUGAGCUUCUCACACAGGCUAUGAAUGCAGUGCUGGAUCUGUACCACCAGGGCAAAGUCAAACCCCGCAUUGACUCCACCUACCACCUGGAGCAGGUUGGCGAUGCCAUGCGUAGGAUGCAGGAGAGGAACAAUAUCGGCAAAGUCAUCCUCAUCACCGAACCCAUGAAGGAGGAGCCCAAGAAGGAGGAGGCCAAGAAAGACGAGAAAGAGAAGAAGGAGGAUAAGAAGAAGGAGGACAAGAAGAAAGAAGACAAGAAGAAGGAGGAGGCCAAGAAGGAGGAGAAGAAAGAGGAGAAGAAGAAGGAGGAGGCCAAGAAGGAGGACAAGAAAGCGGAAGAAAAGAAAGAGGAGCCCAAGAAGGAGGAGAAUUGAGAAAGGAAGGCGGCUAGGCAGAAAAUUGGUGGCUGUGAAUCGUGUUUGUGUAGGGAGUAGGGGAUAAUUUGAGUCUGCGUGUUGAGUGUAUGAGUGAGUGUGCGCGCGCGUGUGUUUGUGCGUAUAUGAGCGUGUUUAUGUUAUGGGGUGGUGGGGAUUACAGUGUAGUCCAGCUCUCAGCUCAACCCCAGGCGAUUACUCUGGCCUUAGAUCAACAUCUCGCACCGAAAUCUGCAAUCACUUAACCAGCCUUACACAGUAUCCUCAGCACUCGAAUGCUGCUUAACACUCACUGCAACACACACAUUCACACAUAACAUCACAUAACAGGGACGUACCACUCAACUAUGCCACUGUAUAUCUAUGUUAUGCAUUGUACCUUUCUGGUAGUAUUCAUGCUACAGGUACAGUAGCGUUGGGCUCUGUGCUUUUUACUAAUCUGUGACUGCAUGCCUUCAAGGUGUGCUUCAUCAGUAUUAUACUGCCACAUAUACCCCUAAACGUUAACCCGAUCAGAUCUCGCUACACCCAACACCCCAAUAAUUUGUCGCACUACUAAUAUAAUAAUUCUAGCAUUAUUUCUGUGCCAAUAAUGCACCAUAUUGCUAUUGUGUACCACUGAAUUGUUCUUUAUCUAUGUAGACACAAGCAGAAUUUUUUUCUUCUAACCACUACUCAUACCCUUCCAAGCAUUUGUUUGAGACUUGCUAAGGAUAUGGGUAAAGGCCUGGGUUCAGCGGGCGUGCUGUUGCCAUGACUACAGUGUUCCCAGAUCUGCCCCGCCCUCUGUCCUAUCCCUCUAUCUGACCUGGAAUGUUCCGUUCUAGUCUGUCUCUACCUGUCUUCUACUUACUGAUUCUCUUCUUUUCUCAUUGGACCAGACUCACUGACUGACAGAUCAAUCACUGAGCCCCACCCACAAAGUUUACUGUGACAAUAAAGGAGGAGUCACUGUUUCUGAUUGGCUUAAAGAGAUACCACUUGUGUAGAUGCAGGCACACUUACUGUAGCCUGUUCGGCAAAGUCUUUGCAGACUAGGACAUCGUAAUUUGUGACAUAAGAUGCUCAAUGACAGUCUCUGUCUGCCUCAGAAAUCUGUGCUUUUCAAGAAAAAAAGAAAAGGAAUAACAUUCCAUAUUACUUUGUCCUGUUUACAGCACUAUGCAGUUGUGGACCAGCAAAAAGUUGCGGGGACUGUUAGAAAAUGGCAGAAGCAUUUUUAAAAAACGGAAGCAAAAAAAUCAGAACUUAAUAUCAUGGCUUGGAGGAGAGCUAUGCGUCUGAUGGGCACUACACUUAGAAACCACCGACGCUUCAUUCUGCACUGUGGCGCCCAUACAUACACUGAUAAAUCUAUCAGCUUCCACUGUGUAACGACUGAAUCAUUUUUCUCUGUCGUUAAGCGUUGCAGCCUGCCAGGGCUUUAAUGAACCCAGCUGCCAAGCAGAAGCAAUUACAGCAAACAUCUCCCUCCACACAUUCUCAGGUUAUUGUAUUAGAGGUAGGGCAGUUGAAACAGUCUGAGAUAAGGAUGUGAAUGCACUUUCGUUCCAGAGGCAUCCUCCAGGAUUCCACCUCAUUCGGAGCAUUGCACUCUGGUCCUUAUGACUGCUUGCUAUCUUGCGGCACGUUAGCCGGUUUUCCACAUAAACACUGUUUCAUAGUCUGUCAGUUGCUCUCUGGCUCUGUUUUACCAUCACUGGUUGGCAUAGCAACAGGCGUUUGGCCAGUAAGAGAUGAGUCAGCUCCCCCAAUAUACAUACAUGCAUGCAUGCAUACAUACAUGCUCGCUAUCUGUUUUCUCUGCUUUGUGUAUGCAGAGUUUUCAGAUCUGUCUCUUGCUUGUGUUGACAUUUUGCAUUAUUUCCAUUAGUGUGGUUGCUGCUUCAUUCAGACUGCUGUGUCAGAAGGGCGUAACCCCUCCCCCUCCCUGCUCUAAAACCUGUCAAUCAAACCCACUGACUCCUCCCUCCUCCCCCCAGCCCAUUUCACUGUGGUAGUGCUCUGCUGCCUCUAGUGGCGAUAUAGAUGCACUGCAGUGAUUUAGAACUCUCCAGUAUUUGAGACACUUCCCAGCUUUCGUUCAGUGAGUCUGGUUUUUGUCUGAUGUGAAUGAACCGUCCAGUUGGCUGUUUGAGAGAAUCAGACCGUGUGCAUGUUGUGUUUGAGGGGAUGUGCGUGUCUGUCCUCAGGUCAGUUGUCAGAUUUAGAUACAAAAAAAAAUGUGUUUUUCUGUCUCUACCUCCCUUAUGCUAUGAGCUAGCAUGUCCGGUCCCUUUUCUUUUUGUCCACAAUUAUAUCUCUAACUCUCUUUAAGCAUCCUCUCCUCCCUCUCUGUCUCCCUCUCCCUUCCUUUCUCUCUCUCUCUCUCUCUCUCUCUCUCUCUCUCUCUCUCUCUCUCUCUCUGAUGAAUGACCUGUGUUGGUUUGGUAUUAUUUGCACUCUGCUUGUGGAUCUUAAUGCACUUAUAGGGAUGGCAGUCCCACUCCCAGUCCACUGUUCCUCAGGAGUCCCCUCCAGCUUUCACUCGCAUCCGCUCACCGCUAACUUCCACACACUUUCCCUCUAGUUUUUGUCUCUCACACAAAUAGCCACACGUACUCAGAUGGUUAUUUGUUUCUUAACAUAAGAAAGGCACCAGGUUGCUCCCAGGCACAGGCACAUGUAUAAACAACAGUAAUACAGUUAUUCAUCUCAAUCAGUCUCUACAUCUCCCAUUUACACACACACAAAUUGCAUCCCAGCCAUCCCAUCAGGGAGCAGAAACAAAAAAAACCCCACAAAAGCUCUUUUCCUUACAUUUGAGGAGGAGGUAACCCAGAAUGCACCAGGAAGGGUGUGGCACUGCCAUCCUUUCUAUAGAAGUGACAGUGUUCUGACAUAAGACCUGGAACUGGAUUCCCAUCCGGGUUCAGUUUCGGAUCUGGAUUUUUUUUUCUUUGUUGUGUUCCUCCAGUUCUCUCCCUGUGUUCUUGUGAAAGGUGCUUUGAUCCUGGAGCACCACGUGACCCCCGACUAACACAAAAGUGAAGGGUGUCCGUCCUCAUUUAUCUUACCUAUUCCUUGUUUUGCAUUCCUUUUUUUUGUUGUUGUUAUUGUUGUUGUUGCUGUGUAGGCCUACUAUUUGGUUUGAGUGUUUCAAGGGUUUCAGUUGAAAAAAAAAAAAGGCUUUUGCUGCAGUUCUGUUCAAAUGUAGAGGAGUGACAUUAUGUUGAUCCUGAUGAAGUGUGCCAAACUCUGUUUGAGGCUCAAGCCUUCACUCCAGCUAUGCUUACUACACUGAAAGACGAAAGAGAAGGAAAAACGAAACAGAAUCUCUUUUCUGGUUAAAGAUGACCAGCGGAUGGAAAAAAGAAAGAUUUGAGACCGACGUCGUACCUGUCGUGUGUGGUUGACCGUGCCCCUGAAAUUUACUGGUGCUUAACAACUUUUUCCGGCUUUUUCGCUAACGUUCCAAUCCAUGCAAUCUGUGUCUAGUUCUCACUGUGGCGAUCGUUAACGAACACCGGAAUACCUCCGCAUUGCAUGAACGUACGCAUCCACACCCACAAUGACACGCCACCCCUUCCGGCACACCAGCUCUGUUCCAAAGGGCUGAUGUCUGACGCCAGAUCAGUGAAAUCAUGUUUACAGCGCCAACGCAGUGUAUGUAUGAUACUAGACAGAUCAGAUCGUGCAUCACCAUCCUACCAGCUGACCAUAGAUCAGACUUAACCUGCCAUCACGAUACAGCAGACGGAACAAAUUAAUGUUAACUAGUGUGCUGUGCUGUGAAUAUACUUGCUAACUGAGAACGAACAAGUCUUUGCUGAGCUAUUUAAAAACAGAAAAAUUAACAAAAAAAAUAGUCUGAGUUGUUUAACAGUGUCUUUUUCCAUCAUAAGUAACUGCACUGUUGACCGGUUGAACAUUCUGGUUCUAGAACCCCGAUUUCCAUCCCAACUCUACUGUCAUUCGCUGACGUGUUCCAGCAGAGUUGCUUUCCGGUUCUAGUUCUUGUCCCAGUUGCGUGUGACAUCAGAGCUGUAGAUUCCGCCUCCUCCCUCUGCUUCAUCUUAGUUUUGUCUGGCUGUGCAGCAAAAAAAUAUAACAAAGUAAAAAAAAAGAAUCAGUCAUUAUGGAGUCGACUCGGAAAUCAUGCAGAAUCCACUCCCAGCAGUAUUAACAUCUGGGCUACAAGUGCAUGCAUUCAGUGGCAUAUGGUUUAUACAUUAGCAGACACAAUCGUUUUGCAUUUCGUACGCCUUCCCCCUCUUCUUCUUUUUGGUUGGGAGCCUGCGUGGCCACGAGAUGAGCUCAGUUGCAGGUGUGAGCGUCUCUCGUGGACGCGGCUGGGAGCCAGAGAAGCCGCAGCGAGGUUCAGCUGGAGCCCGAGCGCUUCCUCUCUCCAUUCCACAGCCCAAUAACUUUCCCAGAACAGGAAACUCCCUGCAGGACGGCCUGUAGGUUUUCAGAGCCGAGCUCUGGCUUGAACUGGCUCUACUGCAGCCUUGCAUUCAUCAGAUAUGAAAUAGCAUGUCGGUGCCAACAGAUCUGAAUGAUUAUUUGAUCUGAUCUUUCUAGACAAAUCAGUGUAUUAACCUGUUAAUCAGUGCUAACCCUGUCAUGCAGUUCUUAAAGCAUGGGUAGGUAGCCAUUGAGGCUUAUCAGUACUUAUGAAGUAAUGUAUCAGUUAAUGGGCCAGUGUUAGAUUAGGAGUGCAUACAGUAUCAGCUGAUGUUCUCCGUAAUCCCUGUCCAUUUUUUUCCUCUCCGUCCAUACUGCGCCCUAAUCAGAGACCCUCAGUCAGUCACUUUGAUUGACUGACAUUCGCAUCCAUCUGUCAGACCCGAUUAUAUAAUGAGUUAGCGAAAUUGGUUUACCACCCUCAAACCGCAAUCGCUCUCUUCCUCUUCCUCUUCUAUUACUGACCCUCCCCUCCACACACGUCAGAGAAGAGCGACAGGUUGUUUUAUUUCUGUUUUUCUUCAAAUCCCUCCAUCACUGCUCUCUCCAUUCUAUUCGAAACCCUCUGAAGUGCCGCUGCUUCUGUGCUUGACUCUGGGUUGGAUCACGUGUGGCUCACACACGUGGUCAUGAGGACCGUAGAGCUCGUAACGCUUCUGUGUGUGAUGUUACCAUUAUGCCUUACAUGUUUUCCAGGACUAAUAAAAGAGCAUAACAAAAAUA
Molecule: messenger RNA, 6873 nt
Organism: Colossoma macropomum (tambaqui)
Lineage: Eukaryota; Metazoa; Chordata; Actinopteri; Characiformes; Serrasalmidae
Gene: vat1
Product: vesicle amine transport 1
Exons: 6
Coding region: 277-1704 (475 amino acids)
Molecular function (GO): zinc ion binding; oxidoreductase activity
Source: RefSeq, a predicted model, not a curated record